Messenger RNA from Cladophialophora immunda, 2364 nucleotides. RefSeq lists its product as hypothetical. The transcript is spliced from 2 exons. NCBI's taxonomy places the organism in Eukaryota, Fungi, Ascomycota, Eurotiomycetes, Chaetothyriales, Herpotrichiellaceae. Gene Ontology annotation, cellular component: nucleus. The coding region runs from base 372 to 2288 and encodes 638 amino acids. The record is from RefSeq and is a predicted model, not a curated record. Gene Ontology annotation, molecular function: DNA-binding transcription factor activity, RNA polymerase II-specific; zinc ion binding; DNA binding. Gene Ontology annotation, biological process: DNA-templated transcription; regulation of DNA-templated transcription.
AGACAAGUGCUUGGGACAUUGAGUCCCGUUUUGAGCCAUUGAGGCCGUUUCCCCUGCUCCGGUUGUGACCAGUCGUUCUUCGGGAUUACCCUGUGUUGCACCUCAUGAACUCCUUGGAACAGACACCAGUCGGGAAUAACCAGCGCUGUUACCGAAAGAGACACCGGAUUCUGAGAUCCUGCAUUGAGUGCCAUCGUCGCAAACAAAAGUGUGACCGUCUCCGACCGUGUCAGCACUGCACGGGUCGGGGGAAGCCGGUAGGGCUCCUGGUACGAUGUCUACGGUGUACUCUGAUGUAGGGACCACAGGAGCUAUGCCGUUACGAAAGUAACGACAACCAAUAUGGCCAACGCCGCGCCACAGAUGCAGGUAUGGCCAGCUCUGGUGAGAGCAGGAUCGAAUCUUCCACGACGUCGUAUUCGUCGUCACUGCCAGAGACGAAUCCGUUAUCCCCGCAAGACCAUAUGGACCUGGUCAGCAUUUUGGGUUAUUCCACUCACAGUGAACACAAUACCUUCAGCUUGGUCAAAAAGGUGGGGGCCACCUCUUCAUCCACUUCGAGCCCUCUGUCCACCUUGAAUAGCAAGCAAAGAGCGCUGGACCACAAAUAUCAAUCCCUGAUCCGUCAGUUACCACCAAAGGAGCAUAUCGACAUCCUCGUGCAGCAGUUUUUCUCGGAGAUCAAUUGGCACUACGACGUGAUCGACGAGAUCACCUUUCGUCAGCAGCUCGAGACGUGGAUUCGCAUCCCUUACUCGGCUCAUAGCAAUGCGAUGAGUGUCCUGCCCGCUGACGUCCGUGCAUUUCCUUCCCUUCUUUUCCAGGUUAUGGCCCAUGCGUUGAUCCAUCAACCGGUGGCCGACGGAACUUUCUCACGUCUUGAAUCCCUGAAAUACGCAUCGGAGAUGACAUUCGUCGAUUUGGCAUGUGACUUCUCCGAAGCUGGCUUCUCAGCCCUGGAAACGAUGGGAAAGGGGGAAGUGACCUUUGUGGCGGUACAGUCAGGGCUCCUGCGGGCAUCCUUGUUGAAAAAUACCGGAAAUGUCAUCGAGGCAUGGCAUGUUCUCGGCACCGCCAUUCGGGACGCGCAGGAAAUCGGGCUCCAUGCAGAACUGGCCUCACCAGACUCGUCGGCAAGCAUUGACGCUCAGUGGGAUAAGGAGAUGAGGCGCAGGAUCUGGUUUGUGCUGCAUAACUGGGAUAUUCACAUGGCUGUCGUGCUAGGGAGACCUAUCACGACCAUGAUGGCCGCGGGAAACAAGCUUUCUCUUCCGGACGACCUGGCACGCAGAGAGAGUGGAACACCGCCGAGAAAGAGAACGGGCCACGACCCUCCCACUCCAUCCAGUGUGAUUCGUGUUGGUUACGACGUUGCGUACCGAUAUUUUCCACAAGUCCAUCGCCUUGAGAGCCGUGGAGCACGGACAGAAGACUACAACAUGGUUCGAGAGACGCACGCCACGAUCGUGGAGAACAUGGACCGUAUCCCACUUUGGUGUCGAGAUGAAGACCCGGAUGUCCACUUUGAAGAAUUAACAGGGUGCCACUGGCUCCCGGCGGCACGCCUGGCAUUGACGAGCGGGAUUUAUUUUGUCUUGCUCUCGCUGCAUCGACCUUACAUAUUCAGCGUGGCUGAAAGUCGGACCGAGGCACUCGCGGCGGCGCUCAAGAUCGUCACAGUCCAGAGGCGAUUGUUUCAGCUGUCAGCACCGCAGCAGAACAUCUCAUUCAACAUGGUCUACCCAUUGUUUGACGCAAUGGUCAUUUCACUGGCCACGAUUGUGCUCUUUCCGAAUGAGAACCUCGACAUGCUCUCGGAAAUGGUCCAAAAUCUGCGCUGGGGUAUGGACAUGCUCAGCAAGAUCGGCGAACACAGUGCCAUGGCUCGGGCGGCAUACGGCGUUGUGAAGAAGCUGUUCUCCCACUUGGAGAAAGCUGGCGGACACGCUCUUCAGCACUCGAGUCACACAAGCGAGGGCGUGACAGAAGGUUCGGCCACUGGGACCACAGGUCUGAACCCAGGUUUGCCAGUGGGCAACGCCGACGCUGAAUUCUUGUCACCGAGUUGCCCGCAAAUGGAGUGGAGGACGCUGGACCCUCCCCAUUUUGACGUUGAGACUCUUUUGCCUCCGCAGCCAGUCCACGAUCUAUUCUAUCAAGACAUUUCUGCACCGGACAUACAGGACGCCUGGCAGGCCCCCGACCUUUUCGUAGGGGACCUAGCAUUCGACGGUCGUUACCCAGACAACAGUUUCUGGAGCUUCAUGAGCAACUUCAGUCUAUCGUGAGAAAAUGCAGAGGACGUUCAUGAUACUACAUAUAUCCCCUAAUUUUGUGUACUUUGGAUUCAAAAUCUGCAUACCU